CUGGGACCUCUCGGCCGAGCCCAGAGACAGCCAGUUCCUCUCCCGCCGCGCCGGGCCGCGCUGCCGCUCGCUCCCCGGCCGUGGCGCCUCCGGGCCAGACGCGCUGCAGCCUCCAGCCCGCGGCAAGCGGGGCGGCCGCGCCACCCCCGGCCCCGCGCCAGCAGCCCCUCGCCGCGCGUCCAGCGUUCCCAGCCAGCAGCCUCCCCCUACGCAGGUCCUGCUGGGCCGCCCCGUCGCGCCCCCCGCUCUGAACUCAAGUCACCGUGGAGCUCCGCCGCCCCGAAACUUUCACCGCGAGCGGGAAAUAUGGGAUGUAUAAAAUCAAAAGGGAAAGACAGCUUGAAUGACGAUGGAGUAGAUUUGAAGACUCAACCAGUACGUAAUACUGAAAGAACUAUUUAUGUGAGAGAUCCAACGUCCAAUAAACAGCAAAGGCCAGUUCCAGAAUCUCAGCUUUUACCUGGACAGAGGUUUCAAACUAAAGAUCCAGAAGAACAAGGAGACAUUGUGGUAGCCUUGUACCCCUAUGAUGGCAUCCACCCGGAUGACUUGUCUUUCAAGAAAGGAGAGAAGAUGAAAGUCCUGGAGGAGCAUGGAGAAUGGUGGAAAGCAAAGUCCCUUUUAACAAAAAAAGAAGGCUUCAUCCCCAGCAACUAUGUGGCCAAACUCAACACCUUAGAAACAGAAGAGUGGUUUUUCAAGGAUAUAACCAGGAAGGACGCAGAAAGGCAGCUUUUGGCACCAGGGAAUAGCGCUGGAGCUUUCCUUAUUAGAGAAAGUGAAACAUUAAAAGGAAGCUUCUCUCUAUCUGUCAGAGACUUUGACCCUGUGCAUGGUGAUGUUAUUAAGCACUACAAAAUUAGAAGUCUGGAUAAUGGGGGCUAUUAUAUCUCUCCACGAAUCACUUUUCCCUGUAUCAGCGACAUGAUUAAACAUUACCAAAAGCAGGCAGAUGGCUUGUGCAGAAGAUUGGAGAAGGCUUGUAUUAGUCCCAAGCCACAGAAGCCAUGGGAUAAAGAUGCCUGGGAGAUCCCCCGGGAGUCCAUCAAGUUGGUGAAAAGGCUUGGCGCUGGGCAGUUUGGGGAAGUCUGGAUGGGUUACUAUAACAACAGUACCAAGGUGGCUGUGAAAACCCUGAAGCCAGGCACUAUGUCUGUGCAAGCCUUCCUGGAAGAAGCCAACCUCAUGAAGACCCUGCAGCACGACAAGCUUGUGAGGCUCUACGCUGUGGUCACCAGGGAGGAGCCCAUUUACAUCAUCACCGAGUACAUGGCCAAGGGUAGUUUGCUGGAUUUCCUGAAGAGUGAUGAAGGUGGCAAAGUGCUGCUUCCAAAGCUCAUUGACUUUUCUGCUCAGAUUGCAGAGGGAAUGGCAUACAUCGAGCGGAAGAACUACAUUCACCGGGACCUGCGAGCAGCUAAUGUCCUGGUCUCCGAGUCACUCAUGUGCAAAAUUGCAGAUUUUGGCCUUGCUAGAGUAAUUGAAGAUAAUGAGUACACAGCAAGGGAAGGUGCUAAGUUCCCUAUUAAGUGGACAGCUCCAGAAGCAAUCAACUUUGGAUGUUUCACUAUUAAGUCUGAUGUGUGGUCCUUUGGAAUCCUCCUAUAUGAAAUCGUCACCUAUGGGAAAAUUCCCUACCCAGGGAGAACUAAUGCCGACGUGAUGACUGCCCUGUCCCAGGGAUACAGGAUGCCCCGUGUGGAGAACUGCCCAGAUGAGCUCUAUGACAUUAUGAAAAUGUGCUGGAAAGAAAAGGCAGAAGAGAGACCAACAUUUGAUUACUUACAGAGCGUCCUGGAUGAUUUCUACACAGCCACGGAAGGGCAGUACCAGCAGCAGCCUUAGAGCACAGGGAGACCCGUCCAUUUGGCAGGGGUGGCUGCCUCAUUUAGAGAGGAAAAGUAACCAUCACUGGUUGCACUUAUUAUUUCAUGUGCGGGGAUCAUCUGCCGUGCCUGGAUCCUGAAAUAGAGGCUAAAUUACUCAGGAAGAACACCCUCUAAAUGGGAAAGUAUUCUGUACUCUUAGAUGGAUGCUCCACUCAGUUGCAACUUGGGUUUGUCCUCAGCAGCUGGUAAUCUUGCUCUGCUUGACAACAUCUGAGUGCAGCUGUUUGAGAAGAAAACACCUAUUCUCUCCAAAAAUGCACCCAACUAGCUCUAUGUUUACAAUUGGACAUAGGACUCAAAGUUUCAGAGACCAUUGCAAUGAAUCCCCAAUAAUUGCAGAACUAAACUCAUUUAUAAAGCUAAAAUAACCGGAUACAUAGCAUGACAUUUCUUUGUAUUUUCUCUAUGCUUUGGCUUACUUGUUUAAAAACAAAAAAACAAAAAACAAAACUAAUCCAACCUGUUAGAUUUUUCAGGUGAAGUCAGCAGCUUAAAAAUGUCUUUCCCAGAUUUCAAUUUUUUUUUUUUCCGCUACCUCCCAAAAUCUGAGACUGUUAAAACAUUUUUCUUCUAUGAACACUGCUCAGACCUGCUAGACAUGCCAUAGGAGUGGCGUGCACAUCUCUCUCUCUUCCAGCAGGAGGAGCCCGUGAGCAGGCACAGCUGCCCUGUGUGCUCACCGGAAGACACCGGGCUCACCUGGACCUCCCAGGAAAGGGAGAAGAGCCUCAGAAACUGCUCUGUGUUUAGAAAGAAUAUUUUUAAGAGUCCAGCUUUUUCAUUUCCACAAUUUCCUAUAUCCAGAUUUGUUUUGACAAUGUAGUUUGGAAGAACUAAGAUUCUAAUCUCUGAAGAACCUUAUAGGGCCUUCUAAAACAUAAGAGUUUCCUUUGUUGCUUCAAAGAUUUGAACAUUAUGUUAAAGAUCAAGUAUUAAUUUUAGUUGUACUCUAGGAAGCUAAAGUGCCACAUUUGGGGCUAUUUUUAUGAUUCAGCAAUCUUUUCUAAAUUGUGUAGCAUGUGUAUGAGACUAUUUAUACCUGAGGAUAUGAAGGAACAUAAGUGACUACGAGGCUCUAAUAAGCCAUGGUGGCUGGAGGUUCAAGCAGUUCUGUUCACUAAAUUUUUCUCCUGUAAGGUUUGAAUGGAAACUUCUGUAUCACAUGAUAUGUUUCACUUAUGCUGUUGUGUAUAUACCUAAUAUUUCUAUUUUUGAUUUUAUUUUAAUACACCUCAUCCAAUAACA
This is a messenger RNA of Pongo pygmaeus (Bornean orangutan), 3134 nucleotides long. RefSeq names its product LYN proto-oncogene, Src family tyrosine kinase (gene LYN). The coding region runs from base 307 to 1845 and encodes 512 amino acids. Gene Ontology annotation, biological process: protein phosphorylation. Gene Ontology annotation, molecular function: ATP binding; protein binding; protein tyrosine kinase activity. The record is from RefSeq and is a predicted model, not a curated record. The transcript has 13 exons. NCBI's taxonomy places the organism in Eukaryota, Metazoa, Chordata, Mammalia, Primates, Hominidae.